UUGCGUUCAAAGAAAUUCACCCGCAAUGCGCUUGGAAAUGAAAUGUCGCAAACACGUCAGACCACCCCACACAAUCUGACUGAAGGCUACCCUGUGGCAAACCUGACCUUAGUUGUCCUCCUGCUCAUCCCCUUUGUGGUCAUUCUCCUUCUGCUGAACUGUCUCUUCCUGGGCUACAAGGUCCUGGUUCUGUCAAAGAAGAACAGCAGACCGAGGCGGGAGGACACCGAGGAGAUGCUCCUGCGAUCCGCCCUGCCGAGACUCAGAAUAUCCGACGUGGCCUUUUCCUCUCUGCGGGACGGGAGGACAGCCUACAUGUCCCUGUCGGAGCCCGUCCUGUCCCACCCGGUCACUUCUUCAAGGGCGUCGUCCAGAGACGGAGCCGGGUCGACUAACAGGAUCCGGCUGCUGAGGCCCGACGGUGCGACUGGCUCCGGGUCUCUGAGGGCGCCGAGCACCAUCCGGGCCGCGUCCUCCGCGCAGGGCUUCACUCCGAGGCUCCACAUGCCUUCCAGCUCACCAUCUUACAGUGACAGUAAGCCAGGCUGGUGUCGGAGUGCUCCGGUUUUACUGCAGUCCAGCGAUUCAGAGGCUAACUCCAGAGUACACCUGGUUCCACCAAACUCUCCAAUGGAGGAAGCGGAGCAUGUGGAUCACAUUCGUCAGAGCAGUACUUACGAGAAGCUAACGGAAGUGAAUGCAGCCGCUCCUGUGCAUCCGUACGACAAGCUGUUCAUGGAGUGUGAGCACAUGAACUCAACCUCAGAGACAUCCAGUCAGAACUCAUCUGCUGUGGGUCCUGGGCUGGACAGUGACUUCGGAGCAAGUGCAGGUGUCUCCCUUCGCAUUUUGUCUGCAGAUAGCGACGGCCUGUCCAACGGACUGCUGUCUUCAGCGCUGGAGUGGGAUUAUUACGAUCCCUGUUAUGUCAGACAGAAUAAUAUACCCAAACAUAAUCACCACAGGCCUGUGAUCCACACAAAACAGUACUGGGUAUAGUUAGCAAUUUUCUUAAUGUAGAUUUUAAAUGUUUGUUCCAAAUAGCAUACCGGUGUGCGUGUUUUAAUAUGAGUUUUUG
Molecule: messenger RNA, 1078 nt
Organism: Xiphophorus maculatus (southern platyfish)
Lineage: Eukaryota; Metazoa; Chordata; Actinopteri; Cyprinodontiformes; Poeciliidae
Gene: hwa
Exons: 3
Coding region: 43-999 (318 amino acids)
Source: RefSeq, a predicted model, not a curated record